Messenger RNA from Stereum hirsutum FP-91666 SS1, 3629 nucleotides. Its product is annotated as alpha/beta-hydrolase. The transcript has 10 exons. Gene Ontology annotation, cellular component: cytosol. The coding region runs from base 32 to 3301 and encodes 1089 amino acids. Gene Ontology annotation, biological process: triglyceride catabolic process. The record is from RefSeq and is a predicted model, not a curated record. Lineage: Eukaryota; Fungi; Basidiomycota; Agaricomycetes; Russulales; Stereaceae. Gene Ontology annotation, molecular function: triacylglycerol lipase activity; sterol ester esterase activity.
AGCACCCGUUACAACUUGUUUGUGUAUCACCAUGAUAGACCAUCUAGUAGGACGACCUAGUCCAUCCUGGAAGCGCAACCAAGUCUUCUUGGUUAUCCUAUUCUGGCUUUGGAGGAUUGUAAUUGGAGAUUCUAGAGGACCUCGGCUUUUCUAUGCCAGAAAGGUCAAUAGGGCACUUGAACGCUUUACACCAUGGCAAAUCAUUGCUAGCACACUCACAGCGGUGUACGCUUUGAGAAAUUUGGACAAGAUCCUGAAUCUUGGUGCCCCGGAACCUCUGGCACGACUAUACUCUCCGUCAUACUAUAGAGCAACAUGGAUCACUACAGGCUUAGACGCUGGCUUUGCGACAGCCAUGGCCGUACGUCCAAAAUGGAUGCGCGACAUCUGCUCCGUACUUUUUUCUGCAUACUACAUCAUCUACGCAAAUGAAGCCGACGAGAAGCUUCGUCGGUUUCGAGCCGUACCCACAGUAGAAAUGCUCCGUGUAACAUGGGAGAAGACGACCAACCCAUACAUUCGUUUGUUCACGCCUCGUGCUUCCGUGUCGCUCCACCGCAAGAUCUUGCUUACACGCCCUCAGGGUUCCCCGUACACCCGCCCGAUCACGGUGCAUCUCUUCUUUGCUUCCCAUGAAGCCCAUACGAACUCGUCAUCGAAAAGCUCCAAGGCGGUCUCCGAGGCGUUGUCAAUGCAGGAGGAUCUGAUCCUAGACUUUCCCGGCGGCGGAUUUGUUGCGAUGACGCCUGAGCAUCACGAAGAGCGUCUUAGGAUGUGGGCGAUGCGUACAGGUCGUCCUGUCGCUUCUGUAGACUACGGGAAGGCACCUGAAUACCCGUAUCCAUUCGCGAUUGACGAGGUAUUCGAUACAUAUCGUGUUUUGGUCGAAUCGAAAGGGAAGGUCAUCGGCAUGUCGGGGAAGAACCUCAAUGUGAUCGUCUCCGGCGACUCUGCUGGUGCCGCAAUAACCAUCGGCGCUAUGAUCAAAGUGCUAGAACACGCGCACACCGUCGCUGAUCCAGCAUCCAGCUACCCUAAACCCUCUUCCCUGCCUCCUUCUCCCCUCCCACUUCCUAUCGCCAUAGUCCUCAACUACGCCGCCCUCGAUUUCAAUUUCACCUCUUGGAUGACACCCGCCAACCUGCGCGUUCUCCGCAUCGAAACAGAGGCCGACGAACAGCGUCCUCGUCCACAGUCCCAUCGCACCCCUUCCCGCUCCCACGUUCCAAGUCGUCGAAGUUCCAGCUUCUUCUAUCAGUCGGACGAAGACGAGGAUGAGAAUGUGUAUGACAGUUGGGCUAGCCAGCUCAGGGGCGCAAAGGAUCAUCUGGCGCAUAUCAGCCCAUUGGCGGUCGUUGGUGACGAUCGGGCGAGACCGAGACCGUCGAUGAGGAGGAAGAAAAGUUGGGCAGACUCGCUGAAGUUCGGGUCCGCGUCUCGGUCGCCAAUGACGACCAUCGAUACUCGUUCUUCGAGAUCAAGAAAGCCAACUUCAGCAUUACAUUCGUCCAAGCAUAAUUCAAGUUCGCAGGCUCAAUCGGGGGCGGGAAAGUCGAAGAGUGUGGCGGGGAAGCAAUUGGAUGGAAAUGGGCAGGAUCAUGAUGCGGAUGCGGAUGCCGAGAAUGACGAUGUGGACCGGUUCAGUCAUCUGCGAGAAGAGGAUCGACCCAUUCAAGCUCGGGUCAAGUGGCAUUAUCCUCCCUCACGAAACGCUUCGGGAUCACCCCUUGUGGUGAAUCCCGACAGCGGUAUUAGCUCGGAGGCUGCUUCGCCUGUGGCGUCGAGGUUAUCAGUGCUGUAUGAGAAGGAACAGGCUACGCUGGAGAACGAGGUAGCUCAGGCGGAUAGUGAGGUGCAUGAUCAGAGGCGAAGGGAAGGUGUGGCGCCAAUUGGGACGAGAUUGACGAUGACCAGUCGGACCGGGUAUUUCCAAGAUAGGAUCAUCUCGCCGUCGAUGAUGCGCGCCAUGGCGAUCCUUUACAUCGGCCCACACCUCAACCCCGACUUCGCUACCGAUUAUCACAUCUCACCUAUCCUCACUCCCUCUCAACUCCUCGCCAAGUUCCCCCCUCUCCUCAUGCAAUGCGGCGAGAAAGAUCCCUUCGUCGACGAUACCAUCAUUUUCGCCGGUCGGGUACGAGAGGCCAAGAGACAACGCAAACAUGAACUCGUGGAUCUCCUCAACAAGACUUCCGUGCCAUUGCAAAGUGCACAAGUAGAGUGGCAGGAGGAGCUGGAGAGGUUGAAUGGCGAGAGCGAAGAAGAUUGGGUCCAGAUGCAAAUCUUCUCGGAUUGGAGCCAUGGCUAUUUGCAGAUGCCGGCGUUGAUGAAGGAGGCGGGGGCCGCGAUCAACGACCUUGCAGAUUGGAUCAACGACGCGUUCAAUACUCUUGGCCCUGCGGCUCAGUCGGCCGAUGCUUCUGCUACUGCUAACGGAGCCACUGGGGCGGAAAGCAGUACGGGUGCGAACUCGAGCGGGGAAUCGAGUUCGACGGUCCACACUGUGGCGGCGACUGGGCAGGAUGAGCAUAUUGGCUUAUGGAGGUUUUGGCCCUGGAUUAGACAUCAGCACCAACAAGGUAGUAUGGUGCAGUUUGAAGGCGAGAACGACCAUAAAGUAUCCCACGAGUCUGCUGCGAUCCACGCAGAACACCUCCAGCCCAACGCGUACCCUACGACAGCGACGGAGACGGAGACUGAGAACGACGAGGGCAUCACGUUCAUUCCAAAAACCAGGAGACAGUCAAGCGACGUCUCAGGGACGGGUAAUGGAACGAGACGGGCGAGGUUCUCUAGUAGUACUCGUGAUGUGGCGAGAGAUAUCCCCGUCUUUGGGUCGCCUCCGUUGACCGAGGAUCUUCUGGCCGGCAAACAUUCACCUUCCCAAUCCCAGUCGCAGACCAAGACAACGUACUCAAGGGAAGACAGCCCUGAAGGUACCGUCGCAGAGUCAUUCACCAGUUCUACUCCUCCCCGUCGAUCCGCAAUUCCGAUAUCCCUUCGCCGUGAGUCCCAAGGUGCGACAUCAGCAACAAGGCCUGCCGCAACUACUCCACAAAGUAUUUCCCCGCCAGCCUCUGGCAAGAUGCCCCUCGUUGACUACACGGAAGUGGGCGAGCGGAAAGGACGGGACAGGACGAGGUCACCGGAAGCGGUGAAGAGGAGGAGUGCCACACCUGGGACUGGCAGUGUGGGGGGAAAGACGGGGACGCCGGUGCCGAACUCGAGGCAGACGAUCACGGAGGCCGAGCUGAUGAGGAGACGAAGGCUUUUGGAUUCGCAUAUUUUUGAGAGUGAGUGAGUAGCUGGCUGGAUUUCUGAGAUCUACAUGUCGCUAGGUGACUGUUGUGUGUAGCGCUAUGGGGUGAUAGAAGGUGUAGCUUUGAUCGAGCGACAAGGAUUCGCACUCUGUGCAUACGUGAUCGUUUCAUCGGCUCUGUCCAUUUCUUUCCAUCCUCUGGCAUCCUUACCCGCAAUGGACGCCAACUGGCAAUCGUGGACGCAACACCUCGGCCUUCACCAACACCAACACUUAUUACUGUACAUUCUAUUAUGUACCGACAAUCUACUUAGAGUUUCUGUAUUCUUAAAUAUUGUUGUACACGUUCGAUAGCUUUUGACAUAAUAAC